AUGACAAUGAUGUCUCGUAUCUUGUUUAUGUUUAGUCUAGGUAUUCACUGGACUACGGCAGUUAAUAUGUGUACAGACAGUUCAACAGUAUCAACAUACGUUACAUUGAAUCUUAUAAAAGGAACUGAUGAUAGUGGUUGUUACUGUAGUAUUAAACUAUAUAAUAUAGAUACACCUGAAUCUGUUAAAUCAAGAAUUAUAUUUGAAGUUAUAAAGUUUUCUGGUUGUAGAUACAUACUUGAUGUUUCAUAUAAUAACAAUAGUCCUAGUUUUAGUUGUUCUAACAACAACACUUAUAUAUUCUUUAACAUUAAUAAAACAGAUGAAAUUAAACUAUAUUUGGAGCUUGCUACUUCCUAUCAGAAUGAUACAGAAUUUGAAGUGAAAAUAACGUCUACUGUUACUAAGUAUAAAUCUUGUUUAGCCACUUUAGGUCCUUUACUCAGAUUGACUUGUUUUACACCAAACGCCAAUACCUAUUCUACUACCAAUACACAAACAUCUAGUGAGCGAACCACCACAACAAAAGCUAAUUCAACUUCCGAUAUAAUUCCAUCUAGUGAGAAAACUACCCCAACCUCAAUCCCAUCUACAGUGUCUUACAGCGAAGAAACUUCAAUUCAAACUACCAUUCCACUGUCAACAACUGGAUUAACAGAAGAUAAUUCUUCGAAUGCAUUAACAAAAGAAGAUUGUGAUGAUAAUGAUAGUGGUAAUGAUGGAAUUAUUGGUGGAGUAAUCGGUGUGGUUAUUGGUGGAGUGAUAGUAGGUGUUUCAAUCUUUAUUAUAAAACGUAUUGUGAAGAACAGAAAGAAAAAAUCUACAUCUGAAAUCUACAGUUCAACUUCAACACAAAACCAACCAGAAUCUCAAUAUACAGAUUUACAAUUGUCAUAA
This is a messenger RNA of Lottia gigantea (owl limpet), 897 nucleotides long. RefSeq lists its product as hypothetical. NCBI's taxonomy places the organism in Eukaryota, Metazoa, Mollusca, Gastropoda, Lottiidae. The coding region runs from base 1 to 897 and encodes 298 amino acids. The transcript has 5 exons. The record is from RefSeq and is a predicted model, not a curated record.